CAACCACAACAUCAACUCUGCCUCAGUAUAUCAAAAUUUUGACUUUUUUUUUUUAUCAUAUAUUACGUUAAGGAAGCUGUAAGUCAGCCACAAGUAACCAGAAGACAUGUUUGCUGUCAUCUAUAUCUAAAACUCUUCAUCAUGGCGCAUAAAUUUCGGUCAUUGAUAUCAAAUAAGAUUAUACAGGCCUUGAGUGGUUUUCCGAUUGGAGGUAGAGGUCUGAAACCAGCGUUGCUUAUUCCUUGUGUUCAGUUUGAUCCGAAGACUGGUCCAGAGCCUGAGUUUCAAGUAUCCUUAAGGGCUCUUCAGAGACAAGGCCUUAUAAGCACAAGUGGUUUAAGUGAUCAGAAGGACUUGAUCCACUAUGGGUCAGCAUUAGUACAGAAAUUUGACACAGAUCCCACAAUCCCAGGUGUCCACCUUGUUCAAGACAAUAAAGAUGUGAGAUUAAACUUCAAAGUAAACUACAGCCAGCUAGCAUCAGAAGUGGUGAGGAUAACCACACACAAACCUGCCUCCUUUUGGCAAUGCAGUGCAUUAGUGACACUCUUGCCACAUCAAAAUGUGGUUGUAGAGUACAGCUCACCCAAUAUUGCCAAGCCGUUUCAUGUUGGCCACCUUCGAUCUACCAUUAUUGGAAACUUCAUUGCUAACCUUCACGUCGCUCUUGGCCACAAUGUCACUCGCAUCAACUACCUGGGUGACUGGGGUACGCAGUUUGGGAUCCUGAAAUAUGGGUAUGAUGCAAGGAACAUGACUGAGAAGGAUUUAGAAGAUGAUGCUAUCAAAAAACUCUAUGAAGUGUACGUCUGGGCAAACCAGAAAGCAGAAUUGGAUCCCAGUGUAAGCAGUAAAGCUCGGGAAAUAUUUAACGAGAUGGAACAGGGAAACAUCAGUGAACUAAAAGCUUGGGAGGUAUUUAGAAAUGUGUCCAUUAAGGAUCUGAAAAGAAUGUAUGCUCGUCUGAAUGUAAACUUUGAUGAAUUUCAUGGAGAAAGUAUGUAUAAUGCUCAGAAAUGUCAAGAGGUGUUAAAUUUAAUGGAAGAGAAAGGUCUGUUAGAAGCAUUAGAUGAUGGAAGGAAAGUGUAUGAAGUAAAUCCAAAACGAAGAGUGACUGUAGUUAAAAGUGAUGGAUCAAGUAUAUACCUCUCCAGAGACAUUGCUGGUGCCAUAGACAGGCAAGAAAAAUAUAAGUUUACAAAAAUGUAUUAUGUAGUUGAUAAUUCACAAACAGAUCAUUUUGUUGCCUUAUUCAGUAUUUUGAGAAAGUUAGGCUUUGAAUGGGCUGACAGCAUGAUGCAUGUCAAAUUUGGACGGAUUCAAGGAAUGAGUACACGCAAAGGCACGGCUAUCUUCCUGCAGGACAUCCUUGAUGAAGCACAAGAAAUCAUGCUGCAGAAGCAACAGGAGACACAUACUACGAGAGAUGAUGUGAGACUCAGUGGAGCAGAAACAGCAGACAGAGUAGCAACAUCGUGUAUAUUAAUUGCGGAUUUGAAGCAGCGGCGCCAGAGAGAUUAUGUGUUCUCUUGGGACAAAGCACUGCAGAGCCGAGGGGAUACAGGGGUUAAACUGCAGUAUGUUCACUGUCGUCUUGCAAGUCUGGAAAAAAACUGUGGCAUAGAGUUCAACUCUCAGGCAAACACUAGUUUUCUUCGAGAAGAAUCUGCACUUUCUCUCAUACAGGAUAUUGCAAGGUUCGAUGAAAUUUUGGUUAACAGCUACCAGGAACUGGAGCCAUGCAUACUUGUCAACUAUUUGUUUAAGCUUUGUGGGAACAUCAACAUGUCCUUGAAACACAUGCAAGUUAAAGGAGCUCCACUUGAAGUUGCUGAAGCCAGACUCUCACUGUUCAUGGCAGCACGAUAUACACUCGCUGCUGGUAUGAAUAUUCUGGGUGUCAAACCUCUUGACCAGAUGUGAAGUUAUUUCCUCAUAAUUAAUAUUUCCAUUAUAUUUUACAGCUUUAAUGAUUGUACGAUCUCCUACCUAAGUGUUUUCACGCUUCAUAUGGGUUAGAGGUAGGAGACCCAAUACAUGAAGUCUCACAUUUGCAAACCCUUCCAGUUGACAAAUCUGUGCUUACACUUGAGGCAAUUUACUGCCAAGUCGCAGUAUGAACAUAUGCAACUUAACCAUCCUUUUUACUAUACAGGUGCUUCUCAACUUAUGAUAGUUCGACUUGCGAUAUUUCAACUGUAUGAUGGUGCAAAAGCAAUUACUAAGGAGAUGAAACUUAAGAUAAUCAUCCCGCAUGAAGGCGGCAAGUCCGUAACUUGUUUACUUAUUCAGUGACAGUUCAUCAGAACAAAACCCCAUCGUAAGUUAAGGAGCACCUGUAAUUUUCUAUGCGAAUAGCUCGUCUGUAAAUCAAAAAGCAAUAAAUGAAAAAUUGUUUGCAAGUUUGAGCCACUAAACAUGCCAGUACCGUCCUCUUAGUGAUGUGUUGGUAGGAGAAUUUAGUGUCUUAAUACUGAGAUAAUUCACACAAGAAAUAAUACCCUCUUCAUGAUGAAAGGUAUUAAGACUCUUCAAUAACUGUUAUAUAAUAGAAAAAAUAUGCAUAAUAGUUUGAGGUUUAGAGGGAAGGUCUGAAUGUUUUCAUUAGUAGGAGCCUGAGCAUCCAGCAAGCAUGGGUGAGUGAGAGAUAGUGGUUUUAGGGACAUGACAUGUUGUUGGAGUGUAAGUUAACAAUUAUGAAGGUGGGAAGUACAGUGCCUGUACUCUAAAGGAGGGGGUGGAGAUAUUACAGUUCUAAGGGUCAUUUGAACUGUGAUGUCUGUGCAUGUCUGGCAAGAUAGUUAUUGAAUGAAUGAUGGUGAUUGUUAUCCCUUGUAGGCCACCCCUACUUUGGUGGCAAACAGCCAUGUAGUAAAAGCUAAAUAUAGUUUUAGGCUCUGAAAAGUAUAUCAUUCAUUAAUUUAAACUAUUUUAAAGCAAAUUCUGAAUUAUCAUUUGUCAUGUUCCUUCAAGGAAAGAGGGUGUACCUUGAUGCCCAUGAAGGGCCCUUGAUCCAAGGAAGUUGAGUUUAUCCUCACUGUCCUCUGCUCAGACUUGAUGUCCACACAUUUCCUUGGUGCUGUAUAAGCUAUAGGUUCAGUCUUUUCCCAUGAAUAUAAUAAUAAUGUGCCAUUAUGUUUGACCUGGUUGGUUUUAACAGUACUUAUAAAGAGGUCGAAGUUCUUUAAGCAAUAAAAUGAAACCUGUUAA
Messenger RNA from Cherax quadricarinatus, 3210 nucleotides. RefSeq names its product arginyl-tRNA synthetase, mitochondrial (gene ArgRS-m). Gene Ontology annotation, biological process: mitochondrial translation; arginyl-tRNA aminoacylation. The record is from RefSeq and is a predicted model, not a curated record. Lineage: Eukaryota; Metazoa; Arthropoda; Malacostraca; Decapoda; Parastacidae. Gene Ontology annotation, molecular function: ATP binding; arginine-tRNA ligase activity. Gene Ontology annotation, cellular component: mitochondrion.